Messenger RNA from Aphanomyces invadans, 366 nucleotides. RefSeq lists its product as hypothetical. The transcript has a single exon. Lineage: Eukaryota; Oomycota; Saprolegniomycetes; Saprolegniales; Verrucalvaceae. Bases 1 to 366 code for a protein of 121 amino acids. The record is from RefSeq and is a predicted model, not a curated record.
AUGGACACAACAUACGAUCUAUCGAAUCCAGACUUUGAAGGGGAACUGACGAAGCGAAGUGUAUGGCUAAAGGAGUGGCGCGCGCGAUACUUUGUCCUCAAAGGAAAUAAGCUCUACUUCUGCCGCGUCAAAGGCGAGAGUCCCCACGGAGUGAUCGACCUCUCCGAAUGCCUCACCGUGAAAUCGGCCGAAGAGAAGACCAACAAGCGAUACUGCUUUGAAGUGGCGACGCCGGAAUCAACGUACUACAUGCACGCUGAAAGCGAGAAGCAGAAGGAAGAAUGGAUUGGGGCGAUUGGUCGCGCCAUCGUCAAGUUUUCGAGCUCAUUCACUGGUGAAGAAGGGGCGAACGACGAAGAAGUCUAA